CAGGAAAGGAAAAAAGAUCCUCUUUGCUGUGUGGAGAAUGGAUUGGAAAAGAGAAAGAAGUGGGAGACCAUGUAGGAAAGCGUUGCAGAAGCCCAGAGUACUUUCAAACCAGUGCCCGGGGCCAGCCAGAACACUGACUGACCCAGGUGUCUGGAUGGAGACCUGAGCUGGGAGAAGAAAGACGCUCCUGGAAGGUAAUGUUUCCUGUCACAGAUGUCUCAGACACAAGAAGCACAGGGAAAUUACAGAGGCUAACAACAUGGAAAAGAGGCCCCAGGACGGUAGAAUAGGUACCCCCCACAGAGAGGUGCCCCCGGUGGUGGGGCUGCUGCUGGCCAUGGCCCUCAUGAACGCGCUCCUCUACCUCUGCCUCGACCGGUUCUUCAUUUCCCCUCGACUGUCUGCUGUGGACCCUGGCCACUGUCCCCACGGCUACUUCAGAAUGGGACAGAUGGGAAACUGCUCACCAUGGCUGUCCUGUGAGGAGCUGAGGACAGAAGUGAGGCAGCUGAAGCGCGUUGGGGAAGGAGCUGUGAAGAGGGUCUUUCUGGCAGAGUGGAAGGAACGCAAAGUUGCUCUCUCACGGCUCACCAGUCUGGAGCUGAAAGACGAUUUCCUCCAUGGGCUGCAGAUGCUGAAGUCUCUGCAGAGUCAGCACGUUGUCACGCUGCUUGGCUACUGUGAGGAAGACAACACCAUUCUUACUGAGUAUCACCCCCUAGGUGCCUUGAGCAACCUGGAAGAAACACUAAACCUUUCCAAGUACCAAAAUGUGAACACGUGGCAGCACAGGCUGCAGCUGGCCGUGGACUACGUCAACAUCAUCAGCUACCUGCACCACAGCCCCCUGGGCACACUGGUCAUGUGCGACUCCAGCGACCUGCCCAAGACGCUGUCCCAGUAUCUGCUGACGAGCAACUUCAGCAUCGUGCUGAACGACCUGGACGCCCUGCCCCUGGUGAACCGCAGCUCCAGGAUGUUUGUGAAGUGCGGCCACAGGGAGCUUCAUGGCGAUUUUGUGGCUCCAGAGCAGCUGUGGCCCUAUGGAGAGGACAUGCCUUUUCAUGAUGAUCUCAUGCCCUCGUAUGAUGAGAAGAUCGACAUCUGGAAGAUUCCAGACGUUUCCAGUUUCCUUUUGGGGCAUGUCGAAGGCAGUGAUAUGGUCCGAUUCCAUUUGUUUGAUAUUCAUAAGGCAUGCAAGAGCCAGACUCCUGCGGAAAGACCCACUGCUCGGGAUAUCCUGGACACUUACCAGAAAGUUCUGAAUUUACUCAGAGACACCGUGAUGUCUCAGACGAGAGAAAUGCUAUAAAAACCAGUCCAGUCUGUGAAGGAUGGGAUUUAAGGAAUAAGUGGCAUAGUUGCAGCA
Messenger RNA from Ceratotherium simum simum (southern white rhinoceros), 1369 nucleotides. The record is from RefSeq and is a predicted model, not a curated record. Lineage: Eukaryota; Metazoa; Chordata; Mammalia; Perissodactyla; Rhinocerotidae.